Emiliania huxleyi CCMP1516 is the source of this 2870-nucleotide messenger RNA. RefSeq lists its product as hypothetical. The transcript is spliced from 5 exons. Bases 33 to 2870 code for a protein of 945 amino acids. Lineage: Eukaryota; Haptophyta; Isochrysidales; Noelaerhabdaceae. The record is from RefSeq and is a predicted model, not a curated record.
CGCCAAGCAAGAAGCGCUCACAUAGUGACGCCAUGCGCUCAACCAUCUUUGGAAAGUCUCGCGGCGCGGUGACGCUAGACAUCGAGCCGCACGCCACCCUGGCUUCCUACCACUCCUUCUGGCAGCGGGCCAACUCCUCGAGCGCGGCCGCGACCGCCUUGUUUGUAGCCCUCGCCGACCGUCUCGCGGCCUCGCCUGCAGCAGAGGGAGAAGGCGGCGCGUCAGCGCGGUCCCACGUCUCCCGCGCCACGCUGAUGGCAACGAUGGCCCAGCUCGUCCUGUACGGAGCACCGAUCGAUCCCAACCACAAGGACUUCGCUCGGGCCGCAAAGACGCUCGGCUCUCUUGGCGAGCCCGCCUCUGCGCUGCUGGGGUUGGUGGGCUGUAAAGAGGCGGCGAGUAGCGUGACAUCGCUCGUCGGUAUGGCCACCGACGACGAGAGCGACGACCACUCCUGCGCGCUGGCCACCCAGUUUCUGCUUCGACCCGGCACGGCGGACCUUCGUAUCGGGACGAUGGUCAAGACCAUCUGCGGGCUCCUCCGGCUGGGGCCCCUGCUGUCUCCGCAGCGUGCGCUGGCGGUGCUCGCUCUGGCGCGCAGCCUCGUCCGCUCUCAGCACCGCCUCUCCGGCGAGAGGCUCUCCGCACUGCGAUCGGCGGCCAAAGCCCUGCUGCUGUGGCCCGAGCCAGCCGGCUCAGCGGCUGCCGAGCUCCUCUCGGCCACCCACGCCGAGGCUGCGCUGCCCGCGGGUGGGGCGUGGCUCGCCGUCGACGCGGACGCGCGGUGGCUGCGGAGGGCGCUUUGCUCCCAGAACGAGGCCGCCCUCCUCCUCGCGCUGGGGCACACCGUGUACUGCGCCUUCGACGAGCGGCCCGCCUCGGACUGGGCACGGGCGGCGCGCGAGCUGCUGCUGCCUCGGGAGGCGACCGAGGAGGAGCACAAGGCGGCGGUGUGCGAGGCACUCCGCUCGAUGCUCCUCGCGCUCGCGCGCGGCGGCGACUCGCGACGGCCCGCCCCCUCCGGCUCUGCCGCCGUUUCCUCCGGCUCCGCGCUCGAGAGCCGCGAGGACGUGCUGCGCCUCGCCGCGACGGCGGUGGACGCGGCCCUGCUCGCUUCCGGCGACGGCUCGCCGAGCGACCCUCUCUGGACGGCGGUCAAGGAGAGGCAGUGCGCAAAGCUGCAGGAGACGGUGCAGCAGCUCGCGGCGGCGGUGGUCGGCGGCAGCGGAGCCGCCACCUCGCCGGAGCCGCACCUUCCCCCUCUGGCGCUGCGGCCGCUGGUGAGCUCCGCCGGCGGGAGCGCAAGAUACACUCGCACGCGCGAGCUGCGCGAGGCGGCGGAGCGGUUGGCGGGGCGGCGGUACCUGUACAGCCCGCUGCUGCCCCCCCUGCACGAGCGGCUCGCUCAGCUCGCCGAGCUCGCUCCGCCCGGCCAGCCGGCGCCGCCUCUCCGCGUGGCGGCGGUGGGCGGGGACGGCGCGCUGCACGCCCUCCUCCAGGCGUACGUCGUGCUGCGCGGCGCCUACCCCGACCUGUGCGCGCUGGUCGAGUGGCGCUUCUACCUCGUCCCCGUCGAGGAGUCGAGCACGCUCGCGCAGUACUUGAGCGCGCGCGACGGCGGGUACCGCAAGCACUACUUUCGCCACGCGGGCCACACUCUCGAGCUCGCCGUCUUCGAGGCUCGCUGCUGGCUCGCGCCGCCCGCGAGGACAGGCUCGCCGCCCUUCGUGACGAUCGCCUUCGCGUGCAGCGUGGAGGUGCUCGGCGGCGCGUCGGCCUCGGCCGAGCCCUCGGAGCAGUCCGUGGCGAACGGCGUCGGCCUGACCCUCGCCCUCUCGCUGAGCGACCCUCGGGGCGAGGUGCACACGCCCGGCCUCCCGAUGGCCGGCCGCUUCUCCGCUCUCAGCUUUGAAAACUUCUCGACCGCGCCGCACGAGCCGGCGACCUCGCCCAGACUCCUCUUCCGCUGCAGCACCGGCGGCCGCGGCAGCCGCCACGCGGACGCACCUCCGCGCUACGUGCGAGCGGCGACAAUCACGGCGGGAGUACGGCCUGGGGCGCGCCUCUGGGCUAGCUACUGGUCCUGCGUCGGUUUUUGCGCCGGCAACGCCCCGCUGGUGCUUGUCCCGGAGACUCGCCUCGAGCGCAGCGACGAGGGGAUUGGCACUCAUCCCGUGCAAGAGCACAGAGCAUGCAACAGCAACCACCUGCUCAAGGAGAGCGCAAGUGAAAGCGCGAUCGGGUCCCUCUCGUCCAUCACGAGGAUGGUAAAGACAACGCUUGCAAGCCCGCGGGGGCCGAACCAGCCAAUGAAUAUCUUCUCGUUAGCCGGGAUUCAGACUCGGAUAUUGGGCGCGCCGCUGCUUCAGCGCAGCGAGGCCACCGGCGUGCGCGCCGAGUCGCGCUCUUCAACUUGUGGCCUCGCCGCUGCCGCCUGCCCACCCGAGACGCGCCAGCGACACUUUGAGUGCCUCGGAGCGCCAGAGCUUGCCGGGCGGGAGGCCACGGAAGCGCCGCUACCGUUUGCUUGCGACGCUUGCAUCGCGCGUGCCGCGAGCGGCGCGCUGCAGGGCUUCGACUUGGUGGGGACGACCAGCGGGCUGGGCGAUCUGCUGCGGAAGGUGAUGGACGCUUUUGGCUGGCGGUCCAACCACUCGCUGCCGCACCUGAUGUCGUCCGACGCACACAGGGCGAACAACCCUCACACUUGCGGGAGCGAUGUGCACCUCGCCCGCCAGUUUCACUCUUGCGAGGCGCUGCGCCGCCAGAGUCGAUUGCGCGAGGCGCUGGUGGCGCGGCUGGACGAAGCCGCGGCGUGCGACAUGAGGCUCUACACACUCGCACUGCGCUUGGGUGGGGAGGAGGGCUAG